AUGAUACCUUUUCGUCCUCCAAAUGAAAAAACGAGGCUGGAAGAUGAAUGGCGUAAUUGUAUCGGACCUUUGCAUUUGUUUCCCAAUUCUACUCCAUCGCCGAUAACGACUGGCUGUCCAUGCUUUUCAAUAUCAACCGCAGCCGUAAAUUCACUUCCGGAAACCACAGAGCAUCCAAUUGAGGGAGUUGAUGAUUUAUAUUGUAUUGCAAAAAUUUUUACAUGUGAGGAACGUUGUAAAGGGCUUUCGUUACCCUAUGAAAAACCUUGUGUCAUAGAUUGUAUGGAAUUUUGUGAAAUACAGGCAAUGAACCUUCAAACUUGA
Funneliformis mosseae is the source of this 324-nucleotide messenger RNA. The record is from the annotation of a GenBank genome assembly. NCBI's taxonomy places the organism in Eukaryota, Fungi, Glomeromycota, Glomeromycetes, Glomerales, Glomeraceae.